Messenger RNA from Trematosphaeria pertusa, 1244 nucleotides. RefSeq names its product BEM46 family protein-like protein. Gene Ontology annotation, molecular function: palmitoyl-(protein) hydrolase activity. NCBI's taxonomy places the organism in Eukaryota, Fungi, Ascomycota, Dothideomycetes, Pleosporales, Trematosphaeriaceae. Bases 180 to 1070 code for a protein of 296 amino acids. The record is from RefSeq and is a predicted model, not a curated record. The transcript is spliced from 4 exons. Gene Ontology annotation, cellular component: membrane.
CUAACUUGAACCUCAACCACCUCUGCGACAGCCGCAUUUCCAGCUUCUCCGCUUCAGAAUACCUGUUCUAGCAGUAGUCAUAUUCAUUCUUGACUCUUUCGCUCGCUCCAGCCUACCUCACGUCUCCGAGUUUCCCUUCGCUGUGAUUACAAUUCACGGCUCGCUGUAUUCCGCCCGUCAUGGGGUCCGCUCUCGAGAGUUUCAUGUCGUAUCUUCGAAUACCACUCCUAGCUUCUUCAGGCAUUGCUGCCUUGCUUAGCGGGGUCCUAUAUUUCAAGCAAAACGAGAUCAUCUACGCUAGAAACUUCCCACCCGAUGCCCGAACGAACGUCCCCCGACCGGCGCAGUUCGGAAUCGCCGAUUUUGAGGAGCUCUUCAUCCCUACACCCGAUGGAGAGUCUCUCAGCGCGUUCUACAUUCGAGCAAACAAGCAACACGCCCGCAAUGCCACUGUACUCAUGUUCCACGGGAAUGCAGGCAACAUCGGUUACAGACUGCCUAUAGCCAAAAUACUUGCCGAGGAGCUCUGCUGCAACGUCUUAAUGCUGCAAUAUCGAGGAUAUGGGCUGUCUUCGGGAACGCCGAACGAGAAAGGCAUAACGGUGGACGCUCAGACCGGGCUCGACUACAUCAGACAACGGCAUGAGCUUCGAGGAACCCGCAUAGUGCUCUACGGGCAGAGCCUCGGGGGUGCUGUAGCUAUUGGCUUAGCCUCAAAAAACCUGAAGCAUGGGGAUAUUGCGGGCAUAAUCUUGGAGAACACUUUCACGUCUAUGCGGAAGAUGAUCCCGAGCGCUCUUCCACCUGCGAAGUAUCUGGCCUCUCUUUGCCAUCAGGUUUGGCCGACCGAUGAGGUCCUCCCCCAGAUUACAGGCGUACCGAUAUUGUUCCUAAGUGGAUUAAAGGAUGAGAUCGUUCCUCCGUCACAUAUGAUCCGACUCUUCCAAGUGUGCCGCUCCGAGCCUAAGAUAUGGAGAGAGCUUCCCAACGGAAGCCACAACGACACCGUUGCCGAACAGGGCUAUUUCUCAUACAUUGAUGACUUCCUUUCCGAACACGUCGCUCGAUGAGGUCAUGGAUCUUGUUGAGAUCCGAUCUCUUCGUUCUAUUCUUGUAUACCCAGCAUAUUUUGGACACUCCCUCCACAGCGGCUGCGGGCGAGAAAAUAUGCCUUAGGAUUGGGGGAGAGCAAACUGAAUUGCAAUAUACUUCCCCAUAAGGCUAGUCUGUAACAGGGCUAUUUC